Messenger RNA from Tribolium madens (black flour beetle), 1669 nucleotides. Its product is annotated as cilia- and flagella-associated protein 53-like. The record is from RefSeq and is a predicted model, not a curated record. The transcript is spliced from 6 exons. NCBI's taxonomy places the organism in Eukaryota, Metazoa, Arthropoda, Insecta, Coleoptera, Tenebrionidae. Bases 27 to 1634 code for a protein of 535 amino acids.
CAAGUCGUUUUUUGACAAAGUCAAAGAUGUUUGGAGGGAAUCUGGACCCUCCCAAACAUGUGAAACGGUCAAGACCCAACCCGAUGACCUACGACAUACAAUUACCCUGUAUCACACCAGGAGUUUAUGGCCAUCGCGGUCGCCAACCCAAUACCGACUACCACGUCCGUUUGUUACACCACCGGCAACAUCUCCGCGAUGCUGACACCGAAUUUCUAGCAUCGGAAGCUAAAAGACUCCUCAAAGAGACCGUCACCGCCAAAUACGACAAACAUGCCGAAAAAAAAGUCUUCCAGAGACAUAUCCAGGAACGUUUCAAGGAGAAAGUCAAAGCUUAUGAAGAGACAAUCGAGACCAGACGUGCCAAAUUGAGGGAGCUUUUAUGCAAAGAAGAGCAAGAAUUUAUACUUGAAACUAUCGACAAAGCUCAGAAAGGUGUGGAUUCGAAAAUGGAAGACAUGAAAAACAAAGCCCAGUUACUGAAAGCGCAGAGAGAAGCUGAAAGACUUGAGAUUGUCAAUCAAAAACGGAUGCAGCAAUACAUUGAUGGUUGUGUGGAGUUGCGUCCAGUUGUCUAUCAAAGAAAUCUCGUCGAUAGCAAAAAUGCCCAACUUCAACAAAUGAAAGAGAAUCAAAUACGCAAAGAGUCUGAACGCGAACUGAAUGUCAUGUGGCAUAAUCUGAUGAAAAAAGAACAAGAAGCAAAGAUGGAGAAGGAAGUGCAAGAUUUGCUCAAACAAAACCGCGCAAUGCAAGAAACAAUGCAGACAUGGGAGAAACAGAUUUACGGCAAAGAAUUACUGAAACAAGAAGCUGAAAAGGUCGCUGCUGAAGACCGUUUAGAGAUGAUUAAACUACAGGAACAAAUUCGUCGUGAAGAAAUCGAAGCUUUAGAUGCCAAACGCCGAAAACGUGACCAAGUCGCUCAAGAAUUGAGAGAACAAAUCCAAGUCCAGGAAAAAUUCAUUGCACAAAGGAAGAAAGAGGAAGAUGCUUUAAAUAAUGCCAUGAGUCGAUUGGCCGAAGUUGAAUUAGAGAAAGAAAGGCAAAAGAUUAAAGAUACCACGUCGUUAGCAAGACGCGAAACUGCGAUCUACCGCAACCAUUUGAAAGAGUUAGAAAUGGAGAGGAAGCGAGAAGAGGAGCAAUUAAACAAACUUUUGGAAGAGCACAGAAAGAUGAUUGAGAAGAAACAAGAAGAUGCGUAUUGCAAAUUGAAGAAAGCGCGUCAAGAUUUACAGAAAAAUGUUUUAGCUGAAAGGGCCCAACAGUUGGAGUACAAGAGACAGGAAGCCGAAAACCAUCUCAAGUUGAAAGAGGCCGAAAACGAGCUGUUGAGGAUGGCUUGGGAAACCAAUGAAAGACUUCAAGCUGAGCAUGACCGGCUUCAAGCCGAACAAGUGAAGCAGUAUAGAGAAGAUUUGAAGCAACAGAUUGAAUAUAAUAAUGAGCAAAGGAGACUUGAGAAAGAGAAGCUGGAACGGGAAUUGGCUGAAGGACUUGCCGAGGAAGAGCGUCGUCGCCAACACGUCUUGGAGUUGAUUAACGCAAGAUUGGAAGACCCGGCGUUCAAACAUCCGUUUAGAAGAGUUUUAGAACGUCAGACUUGUCCUUGUCCUAAUCCACCCACAUGAAAUUACUUGUACAACAAAAAAAAUAUUACAGAAUU